Ectocarpus siliculosus is the source of this 345-nucleotide messenger RNA. NCBI's taxonomy places the organism in Eukaryota, Phaeophyceae, Ectocarpales, Ectocarpaceae. The record is from the annotation of a GenBank genome assembly.
AUGGCAGCCAAGCGGCCAAUGUCCUCGCUGCGGCCCCCGACGCUGCACGCGGACGGCUUCCGCGAGGUCUCGGGAGCGGCGGCGGUUUGGACGGACAUGACCAAGGCGUACGGAUUCAUCGACAUCACGUACAAGGUGGCGUACGAAGACAUGACCGCCAAAAUCGCCAUCAACAGGCCCGAGCUACACAACGCCUUCCGACCGAUCACUGUCAACGAGAUGCGAAGAGCCAUGGACUUGGCCCAGGAUGACAGGCUCGGGAAGAAGUUCGCGUUAACCGCGGGUCUGGACGACCUGUGUGGCACGGGCACGUACGUACGUCCUCCGGGAGAGUCGGAGGUCUGA